AUGGGAUCUGUCUCAGAGCAACAGUUGGACGUGCUUAUUGUCGGCGCCGGCUUCAGUGGGAUAUGCCAGGCAUACACCCUGCGUAACCUCGGACUGUCCAUUAAAGUCAUCGACUCCCUUCCGGAUGUUGGAGGUACCUGGCUCACUAAUAUCUAUCCUGGAGCUUUGAGCGACACGGAGAGCUUUGUGUAUCGUUUCUCUUGGGACCGCGAAGACCAGAAGGCUCAUCCGUGGAAUCGCCGCUAUCUUCGACAACCCGAGAUCCUAGCAUAUCUUAAUCGCAUCGUUGCAAAGCAUGAUCUACGCAAGUACAUGCAGUUCAACACGGAAAUGUUAUCGGCGACGUGGGAUCAGGACACUAGUAUGUGGGUUAUCCAGACCAGCACGGGAGAAAUCUUCCGCGUUCGCUAUUUCAUUCCUGCGUUGGGUGUCUUGUCCAAAGUCUACCUCCCUGAUAUCCCUGGAGUCUCCACCUUCAAGGGCUGUUUUACGCACUCGUCAAGCUGGCCCAAGGAUCUGGAUGUCAGGAACAAGCGUAUUGGAGUUAUAGGCUGCGGUGCCAGUGGAGUCCAGAUCAUCACCAACACUGCUCCCAUUGUCAAGUCAUUGACGGCGUUUAUCCGUCACCCGCAGUUCACGGUGCCUAACAAUGACAGAGCCCUUUCACACGCUCAUAUGGACUGGCUCAAUGACAACUACGAUCAGAUAUGGAAUCAAGUUCGGGACUCCUUUUCUGGGUUUGGCUUCGUCGAGUCCAAUCGUCCGUUCUUUUCCGUCACCCCCGAGCGACGUCAGGAAUUGCUGGAGGAUCAAUGGAAUAAUGGCAACGGGAUUCAUUUCCUACUGGAGAGCUUUAGCGACAUCGUCACGAACCAGAAAGCAAACGAGGAGGUAUGCGAGUUUCUCCGCAACAAGAUUCGCUGCAUUGUGAACGACCCCAAAAAGGCCAGUAAGCUUAUCCCUGAUGAGCUUUUUGCGCGCCGCCCCGUGUCGAACGAUGGGUACUAUGAGACCUUUAAUCGCGAGAAUGUGUCCAUUGUGGACCUGAAAGCGCACCCCAUCGUGGAGAUCACUCCUGACGGUAUCCGGACCGGAGACGGCACCCUUCAUGAACUGGACGUGAUCAUUUUCGCUACCGGGUUCGAUGCCAUUGAAGGCAACCUCAUGCGCGUCAAUAUCACUGGCCGCGAUGGCAGUACUCUCAAGGAUGUAUGGGCUGCUGGGCCAACGGCUUAUCUUGGAAAUUUCGUGUCUGGUUUUCCGAACAUGUUUAUUGUCAAUGGUCCGCAGUCGUCCUUUGGAAACGUUCCGCAGACAAUUCAAGCAAGCGUUGACGUGAACACAUGUGCUAUUCAGCGAGCAGAAGCAGCGAGACGCGAUUUGGGCUCUAAGGGUAUCGUCGUUGCCACGCCCGAGGCACAGGAGGGGUGGGACAAGCUCUGCAGGGAACUGGCCAAAGAGAGCAUCUUCAGCAAAUCAAAGUAUUCCUGGAUUAACGGAGGCAAUAUACCUGGCAAGUCUCACGGCGUGAGGGCUUAUUUGGGUGGGCUCAAUCGUUAUAGAGCCGUGUGGAACAAAGCUGUCAAUGAAGCUUGGGAAGGCUUUCAGCCGCUUUCCUAA
Molecule: messenger RNA, 1620 nt
Organism: Aspergillus versicolor CBS 583.65
Lineage: Eukaryota; Fungi; Ascomycota; Eurotiomycetes; Eurotiales; Aspergillaceae
Product: flavin-containing monooxygenase
Exons: 1
Coding region: 1-1620 (539 amino acids)
Molecular function (GO): N,N-dimethylaniline monooxygenase activity; NADP binding; flavin adenine dinucleotide binding
Source: RefSeq, a predicted model, not a curated record